AUGGGGGAGGAGGACACCGACGAGAUGUCCGAUGCCUCGCCGCCCGCGCCGUGGGAGCACGGCGUCGACGAGCGGUUCGCGGCGGAGUCGCUCGGCCCGUUCGGCGAAGAGGCGUACUCCGUCAACGACGAAGAGGUAUCGGACACGGAGAUGAGCGCGGGUUCCCCGGCGGCCCCCUCGGAGCCCUCCCCGCCGCUGCGGAGGCGCCUGGCGCCGGUAGUGGCGUCGGACGUGCCGAAGGAGGUGGUGUGCGCCGUGGACGCGGUGAUCAUGGGCGGCGGGGUCGAACGCCUCCGUGAGAUGGUCUCGGAGGAGAACGGCGAGGUCUCGCAUUUCAUCGUGGACGUGCUGAUGGUCACGAUGGGCGGCGUGGACGGCCUCGACGAGGGCGCGGGCGUUGGCAUCGGUGCGGCCACCGGGUUGCCGCCCAGCAUCAUGUCCAGCUCGCGCGCGGCCGCGAUAGCGGCCGAGCUCGUGCCCUACCUUCCCUGCGGCGUCGAGCCGUCGCCGCGCACCCGCAUGGCCCGUGGCCUCCUAGCCACCCUCAGCGCCUGCACCCGCAACCGCACCAUGUGCUCCGCUUCGGGCCUCCUCGCGGUCCUCCUCGACGUCGCAGAGAAGCUGUUCGUCGGAAUGGGUCAGGGCAGCAACUGGGACGGGACGCCGCUUGUGCAGUGUAUUCAGGUGCUGGGUGGGCACUCGGUCAGUGUCAGGGAUUUGCAUACCUGGCUCCUUUUGAUCAAGAAAGCGCUUGGCACGCGGUGGGCCACGCCGCUGACUCUCGCAUUGGAGAAUGCCGUGGCUAGCGAGGAGGCUAAAGGCCCGGCAGUGACGUUUGAGUUCAACGGUGAGACCUCGGGCUUGCUCGGCCCCGGGGAUAACCGGUGGCCAUUCUCCAACGGUUUUGGGUUUGCCACAUGGAUGUACGUUGAAUGCUUCUCAGGCUCACUCAAUACAGCUAUGGCAACUGCGGCUGUUGCAGCGGCUCAAGCAUCAACAUCUGGGAACUCAUCACCUUCUGCGGAGGCAGCUGCUGGCUGCACGCUUGUGGGAGAAGGAACAAAGCACAUGCCCCAGCUUUUUAGUUUCCUCACUUCGGAUAACCAUGGCAUUGAGGCCUAUUUCAAUGGCCAGUUUCUAGUAGUGGAGAGUGUGGCUGGGAAGGGGAAGGAGGCUUCUCUCCAAUUCACUUAUGAAUUCAAACCACAGUGCUGGUACUUUGUUGGGCUGGAGCAUUCAAGCAAGCAGGCUUUGCUUGGGAAGGCCGAGAGUGAAUUGCGGUUGUAUGUGGACGGGGAGCUUCAGGAAAGCUGUUCAUUUGAGCCUCCGCGCAUCGUGAAACCACUGGCUUUUUGCUGCAUCGGGACCAACCCAUCACCAACUAUCGCGGGCCUUCAAAGGCAGCAAUGUCCAUUGUUUGCAGAGAUGGGACCUAUCUAUAUCUUUACGGAGCCUAUUGGGCCAGAGAGAAUGAGUCGACUAGCUUCCAGGGGAGGAGAUGCACUUCCCAGCUUCGGCAAUGGCGCUGGUUUUCCUUGGAAAGCUACAAGUAAUCACAUAAGGGAAACUGCAGAAGAUAGUUAUACACUUGACAUUGAGAUUGGUGGAAGCUUACAUCUUCUUUAUCAUCCCAGCCUGCUCAAUGGCCGGUUUUGUUCUGAUGCUUCACCUUCUGGCUCGACAGGUACUCACCGAAGGCCUGCAGAAGUUCUUGGCAUGGUUCAUGUUUCUUAUCGUGUGCGGCCAGCUGAAUCUUUAUGGGCUUUGGCUUAUGGAGGUCCAAUGGCAUUACUACCACUGAUUGUGAGCAAUGUCGAGAUGGAUAACCUGGAACCUAUACUCGGCGAUUUGUCACUGUCUCUUGCUACCGCGUCUCUUUCUGUCCCUAUUUUCAGGAUCAUUUCCUUGGCUGUUCAACAUCCUGGAAACAAAGAAGAGUUAUGCCAUACUCAUGGACCAGAGCUUCUAUCACAAGUUUUACAUUAUCUGUUGGACACACUGUCCAAACUGGAAAGUGGGAAGAAAGAGAUUCUGAGUGACGAGGAGCUUGUUACUGCAAUCGUAUCUUUGUGUCAGUCUCAAAGAAAUGAUCAUGGUCAAAAGGUGCAGCUCUUCAGCACUUUGCUGUUGGACCUGAAGAUGUGGAGUUCUUGCAACUAUAUUUUGCAGAAAAAGCUUCUCUCUUCACUUGCAGACAUGGUUUUUGCAGAAUCUACUUGUAUGCGUGAUGCAAACGCACUGCAAAUGCUUCUUGAUGGAUGCAGAAGGUGUUAUUGGGUAAUUCAUGAAGCAGAUUCAAUUGAUACCUUCACACUUACUGGACAUGAGAGACCUUUAGGAAAUGUGAAUGCUCUGGUCGAUGAGCUUUUGGUUGUUAUUGAACUGUUAAUAGGGGCAGCACCUUCUACACUGGCUUCUGAUGAUGUUCGUUGUUUGAUUGGAUUUGUCGUUGACUGCCCACAACCUAACCAGGUUGCUAGGGUGUUGCUUCUCAUCUACAGAUUGAUUGUGCAUCCAAACACUUCCAGAGCUAACAUGUUUGCUCAGUCCUUCAUUUCUCGUGGAGUAGUAGAAGCAUUACUUGUUCUUUUGCAGAGGGAGGCUAAAUCUGGUGAUAACAUUAUUCUUCACAGCUGUAAUGUGCCACAAAAUGCUGAUUCGUGGAAUGGAUCUUCUAAGCUUACUAAUAAGGAUUUGGAAUUAUCAGCUAGUGGUGAAGCAAAUAGAAAGGAUCAUCAGAUUCAAUCAGUGCAGCAUCAUGAACCAACCUCCCAUGAAAUUGGUACUCGACUUGGGUCUACUAGCAAAUGGUGCCUAUUAAAGGGUCAGUUCCUAAAGAAUUUGGGUGGCAUAGAUGUCCCAAAUAUCUCUGACAAUGUCGAAAAUAGCGUAUACAAUAUCGAUAAUGGUGAUGGAGUUCUUGUUGGGAUAGUCCAUGUUUUGGGUGCUUUAGUUGCAUCAGGCCACCUGACUUCUACCUCAUCUACUGUGAGACCGAAGUUACCAAGUGGUUUUCUGACUACGUCUAAUGGAGAAGGACAUACCAUGUUUGAAGACAGGGUAUCUUUACUGCUAUUUGCGUUACAGAAAGCUUUCCAAGCAGCCCCAAGGAGGCUUAUGACCAGAAAUGUCUACAGGGCGUUAAUUUCUUCAGUGAUUGAUGUUUCUUCAUCAAAAGAUAACCUAAAAAACUUGCAUGUUUCUGGUUGCUGUUUUAAACACACUCCACUUUUGAUAGUCCUACUCCGUUCUCUUCCAUAUGCAUCAAGGGCAUUCCAAGCUCGUGCCAUUCAGGAUCUUCUAUAUCUGGUUUGUAGCCAUCCCAAGAAUAGAAGUACGAUGACUUCCAUCAGCGAAUGGCCUGAAUGGAUAUUGGAAAUUUUGGUUUCUAAUCAUGAGAUUGGAGACAACAAAAAUUCAGAUGGUGUAAGCAUAUGUGAGGUUGAAGAUCUCAUACACAAUUUUCUAGUUGUUAUGUUUGAGCAUUCAAUGCGACAAAAAGAUGGGUGGAAGGAUGUAGAGGCGGCAAUACAUUGUGCAGAAUGGCUUUCAAUGGUUGGAGGAUCUAGCACCGGCGACCAAAGAAUUAGGCGUGAAGAAUCAUUACCAAUUUUCAAAAGGAGAUUACUGGGUAGCCUGCUUGAUUUUUCUGCCCAGGAGCUUCAAGUUCAGCAAACUGAAGGAAUCGCUGCAGCAGCAGAUGGUGUUGCAGCGGAGGGUAUAGUGCCUAAAGAAACAAAAGUACAAGCAGAGAAAGCUGCCAAUCUCUCAAUAGUGUUGGCUGAGAAUGCAAUUGUCCUUCUGAUGCUUGUAGAAGAUCAUCUGAGGUCACGCAGUCAACAAUUUUUCAUGUCCUGUUUGGUUGAUAGUGCUGCCUCACCUGCCUCAAUGGCUUCAUCAGCUGUCAGUAGGUCAAAUUCGUUGAGUAGAACUGGAAGUGAGCAUUUGGAAGCUGGGGGCUCAAGGCAGUCUUUGUCCAGUGAUGCUGGUGGUCUUCCAGUUGAUGUUCUUGCUUCUACGGCAGAUACAAACGGGCAACUUUCUGCUGAGGUGAUGGAACGCGUAACAGCAGCAGCAGCAGCUGAGCCUUAUGGAUCUGUCAGGCAUGCAUUUGUAUCUUACGGGAGCUGUAUUUCAGAUCUUUCAGAAGGGUGGAAGUACAGAACCCGAUUGUGGUAUGGAGUAUGCAUUCCUCCCAAAUCUAAUGUGUUUGGUGGUGGGGGAAGUGGUUGGGUAUCAUGGAAAUCUGUUCUUGAGAAGGACUCCAACGGAAACUGGAUUGAACUUCCAUUAGUAAAGAAAUCAGUUUCUAUGCUGCAGGCACUUCUAUUAGAUUCUGGACUUGGGGGUUCCCUUGCUACUGGAGUUGGAUCUGGGCCUGGCGUGGGUGUUAUAGGUGCCCUUAAUCAGUUGCUAGAUAGUGAUCAGCCAUUUUUUUGCAUGCUCCGGUUGAUCCUUGUUUCAAUGAGGGAGGAUGACAGUGGGGAAGAUGACAUUUUCACUAGGAACAUUGGCAUGAAGGAUGUGAUUUCAGAAGGAUUGGGCUGUCAAUCUGGAAGCAUGCUGGCGCUUGAUGAUCACUCCAGUGCAUCUAUCAAACAACAUCCGGCUGCACUUCUGUGGAGAGUGCUUGGCCCUAUUCUAAAUAUGCCAGUUUCAGAAUCUAAGAGACAGCGAGUUCUGGUUGCUUCUUCUAUUAUUUAUUCAGAGUUAUGGCAUGCUGUAAGCAGUGACAGAAAACCAUUGAGGAAAAAGUAUGUUGGGUUGAUCAUGCCACCAUUUGCAGCUGUCGUGAAAAGAUAUCGUUCUGUUUUGGCUGGUAUACACGAGCUUACAUCUCCAGAUGGGGAAAAUCCAUUAGUUGUUGACGAUUGGUCUUCAGCAGCAGACACUUCACCUGUCGAGGUUGGAGUUUCAAUGAUAUCACCUGGCUGGGCUUCUGCUUUUGCCUCACCACCAGUUGCAAUGGCAUUGGCCAUGAUUGCUGCUGGUGCCUCUGGGACAGAAACAAUAGCACCACCAACUAAUAAGUUGCGCAGGCGUGACACCUCAUUGCUUGAGCGUAGAUCAGCUAAAUUGCACACAUUCUCAAGUUUUCAGAAGCCUACAGAUACUACACCAAGCUUGCCUACAUCAGCGCCAAAGGACAAAGCAGCUGCGAAAGCUGCAGCCUUGGCUGCUGCUCGUGACCUUGAGCGUAGUGCAAAGAUUGGUUCCAGAAGGGGCCUUAGUGCUGUAGCAAUGGCAACUUCAGGACAAAGGAGAUCUGCCGGUGAUAUUGAGAGAGCCCAAAGGUGGAACACAUCUGAUGCUAUGGGUGCUGCGUGGAUGGAGUGUCUGCAGUCUGCUGAUUCAAAAUCUGUUUCAGGAAGAGAUUUUUCUGCCCUUUCAUACAAAUAUGUUGCACUUCUUGUUUCCAGUUUCGCCUUAGCACGGAAUUUGCAGCGAGUUGAGAUGGAGAGGCGAACGCAGGUUGAAAUACUGAACCGCAGUUGCAUGUCAAUUGGACUUCGGGCAUGGCGGCAUCUUCUUCAUUGCUUGAUAGAGUCAAGUAGACUCUACGGACCUUUCGGAGAACUCCUGUGCACCCCUGAUAGUAUUUUCUGGAAGCUAGAUUUAACUGAAAGUUCAUUAAGAAUGAGAAGAUUUAUGAAAAGGAACUACAAUUGGUUGAAUCACUUGGGUGCUUUUGCUAAUUAUGGGGAGAAGAACUUUCUUUGUGAUGACCCCAAUGCAUGCCACUCAGAAGAUGGAGACUCUUUGCCUAAAAAUGUUCUUUCAACAAGUUCUUUGAUUACAGUGGAUGGAGGACAUGAACACAUUGUGCAGGGAGAAACUGAAAAUAUUUGCAGCAGCGUAGAUGAUCAACUGACAAGUUCAUCGCCACCUGAUCAGUCUUUAACAGGAUCAGUAGAUUCAAGAAGUUCUGAUUUUUCUGGUGUUCGUAACUUGGUACGAUCCACUGCUGUUGCUCCUGGUUACAGGCCUAGUAAUGAACGAAUUAUUAUUGAACUUCCUUCAACGAUGAUUCGGCCGUUGAAGGUUGUACGAGGAACCUUCCAAGUCACAUCGAAGAGGAUUAACUUUAUAGUUGAUGAGCAUAUGAGUGACAAUUACAUGGAUGAUACUGCAUCAACUAGUGGCCAAUGUGAUCAGCAAGAUAGAGAUCGGAGCUGGCUUGUAUCAUCACUUCAUCAGAUUUAUAGUAGAAGAUAUUUGCUUCGUCAAAGCGCUUUGGAAUUAUUCAUGGUAGACAGGUCAAACUUCUUAUUUGAUUUCGAGGAUGUAGGAGCACGUACACAUGCUUAUCGGGCCAUUGUUCACACCAAACCUCCUUAUUUGAACGACAUUUUCCUUGCUACCCAAAGGCCUGAGCAAAUCCUCAAACAGACACAAUUGAUGGAGCGCUGGGCUAAAUGGGAGAUUAGCAAUUUCGAGUAUUUAAUGGAACUGAACACUCUUGCUGGUCGCAGUUACAACGAUGUUACUCAGUAUCCUGUUUUUCCAUGGGUGAUAGCAGAUUACAAGUCCAAAACCUUGGAUUUGGAAAGUCCGUCCUCAUACCGAGAUCUUUCGAAGCCAAUUGGUGCACUAAAUCCUGCACGGUUGAAUAAAUUUCAAGAUCAUUACUCCAGUUUCAAGGAUCCAAUCAUCCCAAAAUUUCACUACAGUUCACAUUACUCUAGUCCUGGCACGGUAUUGUAUUAUCUUGCCAGGAUAGAGCCUUUUAGUACCCUCUCUGCUCAACUGCAAGGUGCCAAGUUUGAUCAUAAUGAUUGCAUGUUCACUGAUGUCGCCAGAACAUGGAACAGCGUUCUUGAGGGCAUGAAUGAUGUAAAGGAGCUAGUUCCAGAAUUGUUUUACCUUCCUGAGGUAUUUACUAAUGCGAACCCAAGCGGAAGGCUAGGCUCUGUAGCAUUGCCUCCCUGGGCUGAAAACCCUGUUGAUUUUAUUCAUAUACAUCGCAAAGCUCUCGAAAGUGAUCAUGUCUCUACUCGUUUGCAUGAAUGGAUCGAUCUAAUAUUCGGGUAUAAACAAAGAGGUAAAGAAGCAGUGGUAGCCAGCAACGUCUUCCCUCAUGUUACAUAUGAGGGGAUGGUGGAUAUUGAUAAAAUCACUGAUCCAGUGCAACGGCGAGCUACACAAAAUCGAAUAUCUUAUUUUGGACAGACGCCAUCUCAACUGCUGACAGUUCCACACAUAAGAAGAAGACCGUUGACAGAUAUCUUACAGUUGCAGACAAUAUUCCGGAACCCAAAUGAAGUUAGACCUUAUGCGCUGCCUAGUCCAGAUUACUGCAAUGUUCCUGCCAGUGCAAUGCUUAUAUCCAAAGAUUGUAUCGUAGUCAUAGAUUCUAAUGUUCCCACAGUACAUGUCGCGUUGCACCACUGGCAGCCAAAUACUCCAGAUGGGGUAGGGGCGCCUUUCCUCUUCCAUCAUGGAAAAAAUGCCAUAAAUUCAAGUGGUGGUGCUAUAUUUCGGAUCUUUAAAGGAUCUUCAGGUUCUACAGAAGAUUAUCAAUUUCCAAGAGCUGUAGCAUUUGCUGCGUCUGCAGUCCAAAAUUCAUCAGCUGUUGUUGUUACAUGUGACAAAGAAGUUAUAACUGGCAAGCAUGCAGAUAACUCUGUAAAGAUGAUCUCCCCUGAUGGAGCAAGGACCGUCGAAACUGCAUUUGGGCAUCUUGCUCCUGUGAGCUGUCUCGCACUAUCUGCAGACAGCAAUUAUCUUGUUACAGGGUCUCGUGACACAACAGUUAUACUUUGGAGAAUACGUCAGGUGGGUUCUUCACAUGAGAAAAAUGCUCCAGAACCUCCACCAUCUACGCCAACAACACCUACUAGUCCUGGAGCCACUGGUAGUAGCAGUGAUAGUAGUCCAAGCAAAAAUCUAGAAACCUACAGGAGGCGACGAAUCGAAGGUCCUAUGCAUAUACUAAGAGGCCAUCUUGGAGAAGUAACCUGCUGUUCUGUUAGUUCUGACCUUGGACUCGUUGCGUCGUCUUCGAGUGUGUCUGGUGUCCUGCUACAUUCCUUGAGGACAGGUCGGCUCAUAAAGAAGCUCGAUGUACCAGAAGCCCAUUCCAUAUGCUUAUCUUCUCAAGGAAUUGUAUUGAUUUGGAAUGAAUCCGAUAAAAGGCUAUCCACCUUCACUGUUAACGGAAUUCCUAUUGCUAUGUUGGUUCUGUCACCUUUCUCUGGACGAGUCAGUUGCAUUGAGAUUUCUGCAGAUGGACAGUUUGCUGUAAUGGGAACUUGUUCGGCUAGCAAUUGCAAUCAUGACAGCAGUAAUACUACAGAGGAUGAUUAUGAACUUGACAAGCCCGUUGACGAGGAUGCACAAGAAUCAAAUGAGACCAGGCUAUCUGUUGAUGCACCCUCCGUAUGCCUCCUUGAUCUAUACAAACUUGAGGUAAUUCAUGCGCUGAAGCUGGGAGAAGGGCAGGAUGUCACGGCACUCGCUCUAAACAAAGAGAACACCACCCUUCUGGUUUCAACAGCUAAUAAGCAGCUAAUAGUCUUCACGGGUCCUGCUGCAAAUAACCCAAGUGCUAGUGCACUAUAGAUAAUCACGAGCUCUUCAGAACCUGACUGGCAAAUGUACCAGAGAUCAGCGCUAAGCUACCUUGAAGGCCCGGUUGACAGUGAGCUUGAAGAUGGCAGACAAAUCAGUGUCGCACGAAAGGGAUGGGCUUCUCGAGCCGUGAGCGAUAGCGGCUAACUUGCAUAGGCUCCAGAGGACUCUGCUGUAAGAUGUACAGGUUGGGGAACCUGAAUGGACGAUGUGUGUACAUAAAGGAGAAGAGCUGCAGCAUGACCCUGUUUCGCGUUGUGGUGCUGCUGGUCCAGAAAAAAAAACUUCGGAUCAUGGACCUUGCCAUCCUUAAACGCGAGAAGGAUCCUACGCGUCUGUGUUGCGGCCUAGAGAUUUGUUAGGAGCUAAAGUCCAAAUGUAAUUAUUGUAGUAGUGUCUCUGCUAAAUCGCAUUAGUUGUGUUGGGUGCAGCAGCGAGCUGGCAUGCAUUGUUGUCAGCUGCAUCCGUGUACAGAAUGUCGUCCAGGAAAUUGACCGUGUCUCUUUCGACUUGCACACGCAA
This is a messenger RNA of Panicum hallii, 9093 nucleotides long. RefSeq names its product BEACH domain-containing protein C2-like. The coding region runs from base 1 to 8562 and encodes 2853 amino acids. Gene Ontology annotation, molecular function: protein binding. The record is from RefSeq and is a predicted model, not a curated record. The transcript is spliced from 31 exons. Lineage: Eukaryota; Viridiplantae; Streptophyta; Magnoliopsida; Poales; Poaceae.